This is a messenger RNA of Penicillium soppii, 1101 nucleotides long. RefSeq names its product cytochrome P450. Lineage: Eukaryota; Fungi; Ascomycota; Eurotiomycetes; Eurotiales; Aspergillaceae. The record is from RefSeq and is a predicted model, not a curated record. Gene Ontology annotation, molecular function: heme binding; iron ion binding; monooxygenase activity. The transcript is spliced from 4 exons. Bases 1 to 1101 code for a protein of 366 amino acids.
AUGCGUAAAUAUUUGUCCAAUGCGUUUUCGGAACGGUCACUGAGAGAACAAGAGUACCUGGUAUCUGAGGUCGUGGAUCUUUUCAUUGAGAAGAUUGGUAAAAAGGGAGAUGACGGAGUUGAUUUGGUUCUUUGGUUAAAUCUCACUACAUUCGACAUCAUUGGCAACUUGGCUUUUGGUCAGUCGUUUGGAGGUCUGGCUUCCGGGACUGAGCAUUUCUGGGUGUCUAUUGUGGUGAAAAGCCUGGGAAUGGGGGCUCUCGCUGAUUGCUUCAAGCGAUUUCCCUAUCUGGCAGCCAUCUUCAUCAAGUUAUUCCCCAGUCUUCUUAAAAAACUGAUCGCAGAUACCAGAAGACACGAGGCCUACACGAUUGAAUUGAUAAAAAAGCGAGUAAAUAAAAAGACCGAUCGACCAGAUUUCAUCACACGAAUCCUUGACGCCCGUGAAACAGACGAGAUAUCGGAAAUACAGAUCGCAGCACAUGCGUCUGACUUUGUGAUUGCGGGAAGCGAGACAACAGCUACGGCAUUGGCAUGUGUCACCUAUUAUCUCCAACGAAACCCUCAAGUUCUGGAGAAACUGAAAAAUGAGAUUCGCUCGAAAUUCAAGGAUUACAGCCAAAUCACAGCAGCAUCCACUGCGUCGAUGGAAUACUUGAAUGCUGUCUUGCUGGAGGGCAUGAGGAUCUAUCCACCUUUGCCUUUUGCGCUCCCGCGGGUUGUACCAGAGGGAGGAGAUACAGUUGAUGGGCAUUUCUUGCCGGCUGGUACCGUCGUCUCAACCAAUCCCUUCGCGACGUGCAUGUCCUCCGAUAACUUUAGCUCCCCCUGGGAUUUCAAACCCGAGCGUUGGAUCGGUUCAAAUAAGCUGGAUAACUUGGAGGCCUCGCAACCUUUCUCUUAUGGCAUAGAAGUAUUGGCUAAGAACAAAAACAGUCUUGGAUGGAUGGAAUUGCGAACGAUUUUGGCGAAACUAUAUUUCAAAUAUGAUCUUGAGCUGAUGGAUGAUACUUUAAAUUGGCAAGAGGCAUCAGAAAUGCAUACGCUAUGGAAAAAGCCUAAGCUUAUGGUAAGGACAAAGCCUAGGGGAGACAAGGUUUGA